Mycena citricolor is the source of this 4655-nucleotide messenger RNA. The record is from the annotation of a GenBank genome assembly. NCBI's taxonomy places the organism in Eukaryota, Fungi, Basidiomycota, Agaricomycetes, Agaricales, Mycenaceae.
AUACUUCAGCUGCUAUGCUACGAACUACUCUACUCAGCUUCACUCCGGUGAAGCACUAUAUGGCUCUGCGCGUGAUCGGCGCGUCAACCUUGCGCGGAUCACGUACUCGAUACCUCUCCUUGUCGUCGGUGGCCAAAUCGGACGCGCCGCGCUCUGAUCAGGCUUUCGCGAGCAGCCCGACAGCGCUCGGCACUGCGUCGAGUGCCAGCGAAGGCGGGGAUCAGUUGACCACGCCAGACGCUGUGAGCACCGUGCCGACGAUGGUCCGGGGCGAUUGGGUGCUCUUCCACCCGGUGUACUCUCCGGAAGAGGUCAAGGCCGUGGAGGUGUUGCACCACAAAGCGAAGAAUAUCCCGGACAAGAUCGCAUCAAAGCUGGUGCUGCUAGCGCGAUUCGGAUUCGAUUUCGUCUCGGGCUAUAAGCACAAGGAGAUCCCCCCAGAGAGCAACAUGACCGUCGAGGAUCUCCGCAAGAACGGAUACCUACUGGACGAGCAUGGCUGGUUGAACCGAAUUUUAUUCCUGGAAACUAUUGCUGGGGUUCCUGGGAUGGUGGCUGCAACGCUCAGGCAUCUCACUAGUUUGCGCUUGAUGGCAAGUCCUCUACGCUCUGUUCAUCCACACCGACGUGGGACCUUCAUGACCUUGCGGAAGAACUCGAUCUGGUUCCGCGCUCUGAUUCUCGGAGCUCAAGGGGUCUUCUACAACAUGUUCUUCCUCGCGUACAUAGUCUCGCCCCGGACGUGCCAUCGUUUUGUUGGUCAUCUGGAGGAAGAGGCGGUCCUCACCUACACCCGCUGCAUCAAAGAUCUGGAAGCUGGGCGCAUCCCCGAAUGGACAAAUAAGCCCGCGCCAGAGAUCGCCAUCGACUACUGGCGUCUUCCCAAGGACGCCACGCUCCUUGAUGUGCUGUAUGCCGUGCGGUCGGACGAGACGACGCAUCGAUUCGUGAACCACAGUUUGGCAAACCUCAACACACGCACCGACAUCAACCCUUUCGCACUGAGGGAGCCCGAUAUGUUUGUCAAGGGCACGAAAAUUGCUUUCGAACGCGAUGAAGCAGAGGACUUUGUGCGCGAAUCGCGCGAAAUCAUGGAUGAGAAGAGAGAAGCUCAGAUGGGAAAAACAGAAGCUUAGUUGUGCAUAAAUGUGACCGAAUGGCUGCCACGGACUGCUUACCCCUCCUAGCCCAGGGACAAAACAUGUAUAGAUAGACCGCCUACUAUAAUUCAAGAAUCCCGAGACUGGCCGAGCCCAUCCAGUUUCCGCUGAAUCUCGAUCAAGCGGCUGAUUCGGUCGUGGAGGAAGGCACGUUUGGCUGAUAUUGCCGAAUCUUCCGCAAGCAGGUCUCGCAGGUUCCAAGCGAGAAGCCAUGCACUGGUUGAACUCACGCUCGAUGACGAGAGGAACGUAAUCAAUGAUGCGCUGCAGCGAGCCCAGUCCAGUCAGACGAGACAGCCGAGCGGACGAAAAGAUGCACAGACAGACCCGGUAUGCUAUCUGCCAAUACGCCCGCACCGUCGCCAUGAGAUCGAGCUCGCUCUCAUAGCCGUGUCCCUCUCGCACAUAGAGAUGGCGGCCGGGUAGGUAAUACGAGCCAGCGUCGUCAUGCGCUGCUUUGUAUCUGGCCGACCACGCGGCCUUCUGCGUCCGGAAGAGGUCCCGGUUUUGAGUAAACAACGGUGACUCAUCGAGAGAGCGAAACUUCUCCAGAGUCUGUCGCGCGAGAUCCUUGCACUCUGCGAGCUCUUGCGUGACAAGCGACCUGCCCGACGGAUCAGAAUCAUUCGCAGCGGUGAGGGGGUGGGCAAUGAAAGUAACGAGCGCCUCAGCACAAGACACCGUGCCUUCGAAACAGGACAUCGCCGGCUCCUUCCAAUUGCUCGUGAACCGCUGAACGAGAAUGAUCGUGGCAUGGAAGGGGACUUGGUCAGGCAGUUCCCAGCUUGUGGCACUGGUAACUUGCUUAGUGCUGAGCAUUGACAGCAUCUCUGGACACACACUCUCUGAUAGUCAGUUGGACCUCCGGCAGAUCGAUGGGCGGGAUGGUGCUCGCAACAUAAUCCACUUCAUCGAACGCAAUGAGCGGGUCUCUGAAGCGCUCGUGGCCAUGGAAUGGCCGGAAGUCGGGGGUCGUGCGCUGGAUUUCGCUCUUGAACUGGCCGUACUUCGUUCUGCAGUCUUGUACGAAGCUCUUCCGCUCCGUUCCCGCUACGGCGGCACGAAACGCAUUACAGAACGCACUGAUCUUGCCAAACACGGCGACCGCAGCGUGAUCCAGAUCCGGUGCCGGGGGCAGACCAUUGAGCUCUUCGGUGUGGCGCUUCAAGAGUGCAUGGACUUGGGCUCGCAGUUGAGGCAAGCUGGUAGGCAUCAAGUCAGUACCGGGCAUUGCAGCGAUGGAAGACAUACUUGGCUUCGAUGCGCUCGGUAAGAAGUUUACUUAGGAACGCUGCCAGGUUGCCCACUCCAAAGCGCGUGCGAUCGAGCACUUCAGACCACGGCGCUGUCGAGUCGAAGAACAGCUGCGCCUGAGCGUCGCACUGGGCUCUGGUCAUCCCGCGCGACCGUUGAGCAUCGUCGGGAAGUCGGACGCAGUAGUACCCGUGAGCAAGUGCAUCCCGGUCACCGUCCAACACUUCCUUCCAUUGACUGCGGCGCCCGAUAUCCCCAGCACCCAGAGAAUCGGGCUUGGUGAGCACGGCUGUCAUCAGCCACAUAAGCCCAUGAGCCAUGACCGAUUCGAUCUUUCUCACCGAUCGUGCGUUGACCAGACGGAUCCACGUUUCUAGCGAGUCGCAUUGCUUGCUGGUUCUGCAUGUCAUCUGCGCCCGCUCUUGAGACGAUGAGUGUAGACCAGAGCGACAGCACGUACCGCUGGCGGGAAUGGUCACGAGAAUCAGCGUCUGCUGCUGUUCAAUCCGGGAGAUAGAAAGGUCUCGGACGACUUGGAUGUUCUCAGGCUCCUCGUUUUGGAUCAGGCCUGAUUAUGCAGCCGUGAGCUGACUCUGUUGCCCAGCGGACGAGAAACAAACCUGGGAGAUCGACAAAUAAGAGAUCUGAAACAACAGGAUCGCGCAAAGUGAGACACACGGCGUUCCUCGAAAACUUGAGACGCCGAGGAUCGGUCCCUGAAUUCCGCAGCUCCUCUGCAUUCUGAUUGUAGAACUCUUGCGGCAUGCGGUGCGGACUCAGCAUGGCGGCCUGUGCGCGACGAAGCCAGAUCUCGACGGCGCUACGGUCAGUGAUCGUCGGGCCGAACUGAAUCUCGUGGGCUGAGCCAGCGGGAUGGAUGGCGUAGUCGUCCUUGGGCUCGAGCACUUGUUCGUCAUGAUCGAAGCGCAAGGAGAUGUUGCAGGACCAUGAUUCGGCUGCGCUCGACAUGACGCACUCCAUGGGACAACUGCGAGCGCGUCAGGAGACCAAGGCAAUUGAAAGGAACAGCAUAGAAACAGACCGAGUGCAUGUUCCACUAUCACGCGGAACAGUGAUCUGGAGAUAUUGGCAUACAGAAGAACUUGAAGAAGACCCAGUUCAGCGCACCCCGGAAACUGCCUCGACCAAAGAGCUCUUCCCAGCUACGUCGAGCGCACGCUGAGCACAACGUCAUAUGCAAAGAUGCUGAGCGUACCAGACUGCCCCCCGAUCACAGUAAUCGUCGGAAGAUCGAGCAUGUUAGUCGCCCUACAAAGGAGAUGAGCGAGAACGCGACAGUCUGCGUCGCAACUGACCCCAAGGCGCGCAGAUCCUUGUUGAAGAUCAUCAGCUCUCUGCAACGUUGCGCGUAGUAUCCACCGGUCAGAGCCCCAGAGGGAGGAGAUGGCUCGCUGGCAGUCGCAGCGCCGGUGGUCAUGGCAUCGCCGAGGAGCUCCGAAGUUGCGUUGCUGGAUCCGUCGUUCGCGUUCCCCGGAACCGAGUGCGGCGUGUUGUCAGCACUAUCGCGUCUGCCAUUGAAGGAGGCAUUCCCUGAACGUCCGUUCGAAGCAAGGCGUCGGAGUUUACUCAUGGCCAUGUGCUCGAGAGAGAGGGACACGAGAUGUGCUGCUCCUGCACCCAGAGGGCGGCUAUUUAACCCAAUCCCUCAUCUCACCACGCGGCAGUCCUCGAAUUCUGGGCUUCGUGCGCGGUGCGUGCGUUAAACGCGCGGGCGCGUCCGACGUAAGAUUCGAAAAUUCCUCAUACAAAUGCAUGCUUCCAAAAGCGCCCGCUGAGGCCCAGAUGGGAAGUUUCGUGCACGAAUCGGGAGUGGAGACGGGCGCCAAUCGUGAGCAGGCGAGAGAAUUGCUUGUGCGUGGGACGCGCUGUAUGCCAUGCACCGACAUAGGCGCCCAUGGAGUGAGCAUUUGAGCAUCGAAAGGCCGUAUUGAGAAGGCCUCAAUACGGAAGAUUCCUUCUUCGUGAGGCCAAGCAGGUACUAGUCCGUUGGUGAUAUUGUAGGAUUAUGUAGUCGUCCGCAGCCGAGACGGGUCUGGUCUUAGCUGGGGCGUACGAGCGAUGCAAGGCGAUGCCGCGCUUCGAAGAAUAUUAUAGCGAAAUGUUGGACAUCCGACUUGAGAGUCCAUAGCCCGCACAUGUGGUGUGGGACAAGUUUUGGGGAUACGUUGCAGGAGCGGCAAUAUGAUGAGGUUAGGGUUAGGUACACCGAAAGAGCAAUUA